GCUUUUACUUUCUACUAGAAUGUAAAUCAUCCCGCCAAAACCAAAAAGCCAGUACAUUUUUAAAUUCAAUAGGGUGUUUUUAUUUUUAUUUGAAUUCUUUUGUUUGGAAGAUUUAUCUGUGUUUUUGUUGUGGAAAUGGGUGCUAAGAAGAGGAAACACCGUGCUCUCACCAAACAGACUCCGUCCAACUCUUCCGUUCAGCCUCCGUUUCAGGGACUAAAUGCAGCCAACUUGAAAAAAUUGUAUGCCAAAUUGCUCCAUUUGUCAUUGAACAAUUCUACACUGGAAUCCUAUAAUUGUGAUUCUGGAUACAUGGGGGUGGAUGAUUGUGGUGGUAAAUUAAAAUCGAAGGAUAUUUAUGAUCUAUCUCAUACUUUAUUUAGAGAACUAGACAUUAGAUUUAAGGAGUUAUUCUCUGCUUUAGAUAAUGGUUCUACUGCAGUGGUUAUGGAUGUAUGGGCUAGUGAUGGGGAACUAAUAUUGGUGUUGAGAUGUUGCUUGGUCAUGUUGGGGUUCGUUGAAUUCGAUCACGGCGUUCUCAUAGAAAAAGGAAAAGUUCUUCUCUCGAUACUUGGAAGAUUGAUUUCUUUCGAGUUAAGUGUUGACGGUGGAACUGAGUUUGUUGCUUCAAAAGCUUCGUUGCGACCUUCCAAUUUGUGCUGUGAAGCUCUGUGUGCUGUGCUUGAGGUGUUUGCAGAUGAGCUUUUGGUAAAUAAAUUAUUGAGGGAGUACUUAAUGUUGGUUGAUUCUACAUCUUCGAGAAGCGACGUGCUAUUUAAUUGUCAUUUUGGUUAUGGUAAUAUUGGAAGUGUGUUAGAGGUGGUUUGUUCUCAUUUUAUUCUUUCAGUUUCCAGUGAACAAGCGGUUGUAAAUUUCAUCGACAGAUUAUUUUGGUGCCCCAAGGACUUCAGAAUUCCAGAAAUCAGCUUGCCUGCAGCCUUGUCUCUUCUUCUCAACCCUGUUGUGCUUUCAGCUCCAAAAAUGUUUCUGGCACAUUUGAUUUUAUUGGUUUCCGAAACAAUUGGUGUUUGCAAAGCCUCCAAGAAUACCCCGGAUGUUCAGUUAGCAGAUUGGUACUCGACAGCUUUUGAAAGAUCUGUCAUGCUGUACACCAGACACACGUCUAAUUUAUUUGCUGAUAGCCAUAAAUCAGACGAUAAUGGUUCUUUUGUUAGAUCUAGUUUGCAUGGGUAUAGUACACUGAAGUUUGAAUCAUUCCUUCUGCCAGCAACAUUGGACAAACUACAUCAUCUUACUGCAAAGUCCAAAAGUUUAUGGGAUUCUUAUUUAAAUGAAAUGUCUUGCAGAACAAAUACUGAUCUUGUGGCUUCCUCUUUUGCAUAUGUAAAGGAUAACAUAUGCAAUUUUGAUGAAUCCCGUAGAGGUGAAAUUUUAUCAAUAGUAAGUUGCAUUAUACUAGGGUGUUCCUCUGAUGGUACAUGCGGCACAUUAUUUGAGAAAGGGGAUAGAAACCCCCAAGACACUCAUUUGCUUGCUUCUAUACUGAAGUUGAUGAGUAGUUCAAUGUUACAACUUAUACGGUAUGUGAGGUGUGUUCUGUUAUCCGGUGGUUCGAAAUCCUCAGGAGAUUUAUCUUCCUGUAAGGAAUAUAAUUCCAUAUUGCGUAUUGUUUGUUCUUUUGAACAUUUAAGUAUCCAUCCACUAAGGCAAAACCAUUUACAUAGAAAGAUGCAAUCUUACCCUGCAAGAUACAAGAAUUCUAAAUGGAUGCUUCUGCAUCUGUCAGGCUUGCUUUCAUCAAGUUAUAUUGGUGGGAUUCAUUUCUUGGUUAAUGGGUGUUUGUUUACAUUAAUGACGCUGUUGGAUUUAUUUGCUAUUGAAGAGGGCGAUCUUGGCACAUUAGGGUCACUAUGUCGUCCCAAAUUAAGUUAUUCAUCAAAAUCAUCUGACAGUGCUGUUGAAGGGGUCUUGGUAGUAAGAAAAUCUAGCCGCCUAAUUUCUUUAAAGUUUCAAAAUAUUCGGGAUAUACAGCUGAGACGGCUUUCUGAAAUGAGAAAGCAAGGCAACCAAGCAGAAACAUCAGAAUAUUUCAGUGCCGCAAAUGACCUUAAAGCCAAUAAUGUUAAGGAAAUCUGUAAUGAUGGGAUGUUCCUGAAGAUAUUAUUAGGAAAAAACGCCAAAAAAUCUGAUUUUGAUGAGUUAGCCAACUUCAUUGAAUUUGAGCCGGGAAAGGACUAUUUAAGCUGGUGGAAGAAUCUAAGGAAACAUAGAGAAUGGAGAUCCAAGAAGACGUUACAACUAAGUUGGAAGAAAAGGAAAGUGGCAUGGAAAGUGAGGUAAUGCAUAGGAGCCUUUUGGUUCUCUUCCUUUUGCUGCUGCUGUUGAUGGUAUAACAUUUGAAGCCUUGCUAUCUCUCUCUCUAGCAUAUCUUGCUCCACUGUAGACACCACCAACACAUAAAAAUGGUAUUAUUUAAAAUAUGCAUUUUAUUGUUUUAUCAAACAUUUAAAUGUAUGCCCUGCAGGCAUAGGCUUGGCGGGGCUUAAUGUCGACAUCUGUGCGUCUCAGGUUUGAAUCGACUCUUUCUUUUUUGUUAUGAAAAAAGAAAUCACUUAAGAUAGAGUUGAAGGUAAAAUAGUCAUUUAGAGAGAUUACUAGGUUAACGACUUACUGUAUUUGAUGAGUUGCUCCUGAGAUAUAUUAUCUAACCGUUGCUUCAGAGCUCGGUUUUCCAUGCCGAGUAUGAGAAUUUCCUCAUUAUGAUAUUGAAGCGCAGCCGUAGCUUCAAAACCUUUUGCCUGUAACAAGACAUAUAUGAACAAUAUUUAGUGACGAUAUCACAUCUGCUAUCUUUAGUUGACGAUUUGUUGUAAAAGUUUAAGUGAUAUCUUGCCUGUAAAAAUUGAACACUUCUUUCUAGUUCAGCUAUAUACUGAAGUUUCCGUAGGCGUGAAUUUCUAGCUAAUUGCCUGCAAGUAAAUGAUGAUUUUAUAUUUCAGUUUAAGUUCUGCCAAUUGAAUAUCAAACUAACCACCUUAAAAGCUGUUGAGAAAUGCAUCCAAUAGGCGAGUUUGCUGUUUUAUGAGCUGAAGUAAAAGCAGUAAACUUACUGCUUGGCGCGCUUCGAAUCUGACUUGGAUGCAGAGGCAGUUGAGGUAGUGAUUGAGCUAUCACUCUUAACAUGUGGAAUUCGUUCUUGAUUUUUCUUGAUAAUGGCUUUAGAAAGCACACUUCCGCCUGAUUUUUGAACAUUACCAGAAGUCCCGGAAAUUUCAGCUGUUAUAUUGUUAUUACUCGACAAGAGUAGGCCAGUUGUGUUUGAUGCAGAAUUUAAGAGUGCAGCAGAAUCACUUGAAGAUCGUCGAUGACAGGCUUUAUAACCAGCUGGUGAGUCAGGCUCCUUAAGGAGCUCAUCAAGCCAGGAUGGUUGUUCUAUAUCAAUGAGAUAUCCAUCAGAUGCUGCGCGAUGAUGGUGCACAGCCACUCCUUUUAGCGGGUUUCUGACUAGUCUUGAUUCCCCUGCUGAAAAAUUGGAGAUGCUAUCGCGAUAUGAUUGGAAUGUGAAUUGGAACGGGUUUCUUGGAUGUGAUGAAUCUUGUCUUUCCGGGUUGGAAAAGCUUUUACUGACUGAUAAUCUUUUCGGAUUUUCCAUACCUAUAAUCAGAAGAACCAUUAAGAAAUAAUAAAAUAUAUCAAAUAGAUAGUAUUUAGAAUAUAAGUUUAUCAUUGGGUUGUUUUCUGUAAUAUCAAGUAUAACCAUUUUUUUCAUUUUAAUUACGUUGGGAGAGAAUUGAAUCUGGACUUUUAUAACUUGAACAUUUUCGACUUAACACCAUCUUGUAUAACUCGAGAAUGGUUAUGUAUUAUUGACAUCUAAGAUCAUAUAUUAAGAGAGCAUACAAAUUUGAUUUUA
Messenger RNA from Mercurialis annua (annual mercury), 3874 nucleotides. RefSeq lists its product as uncharacterized. The transcript has 6 exons. The coding region runs from base 136 to 2301 and encodes 721 amino acids. NCBI's taxonomy places the organism in Eukaryota, Viridiplantae, Streptophyta, Magnoliopsida, Malpighiales, Euphorbiaceae. The record is from RefSeq and is a predicted model, not a curated record.